Molecule: messenger RNA, 2268 nt
Organism: Heteronotia binoei (common prickly gecko)
Lineage: Eukaryota; Metazoa; Chordata; Lepidosauria; Squamata; Gekkonidae
Gene: SRRM4
Product: serine/arginine repetitive matrix 4
Exons: 9
Coding region: 5-1480 (491 amino acids)
Biological process (GO): mRNA processing; neuron maturation; regulation of RNA splicing
Cellular component (GO): nucleus
Molecular function (GO): mRNA binding
Source: RefSeq, a predicted model, not a curated record
AGUGAUGCCCAUCCUGGUUUGCUGCUCAUUUGCAGAUUUUUAUUUUCAAUUUUCUUGCAGGUUAUCUUCAAAAAAGAGAAGACACAGUUCCUCAAGCCCCAAAAGCAAAAGAAAGGAAGAAAGAAAACACAAAAAACAUGCUCGUAGUCAGCCACGAAAGUCCCAACGCCACCACCACCACCAUUACCGCUCUGGCUCAGAGAGCACUAAUUCCUUCUCGGAAAGCUGCGGAAGCAGGCCUAGAGCCAGGUUCCAGGAGGAAAGCCGUAAGACUAAAUGGAAGCGGUCCCAGCAUUCUUCAAAAAGCUCUAGGAAGUCAAAUGGCUCCACAGAGGUGACAGACCCCCUUCUCCUCAGCCACGCCACCCAGAACAACAGCUUUCCCUCUGCCACGGAAGUUAUUUCAGAGUCUGUGUCUUCUGCUGUCCUCUUUAAAAAAGCAGAAGGUCAUCUUGGCCAGCUAGCCAGACAGAAGUUGAAUGGAGAACGGUAUGAAUAUGACUCAGGAAAUGAUACUUCUUCCCCUCCGUCUACUCAGACAAGCUCAUCCAGGUCAAAGGGCAGCCAAGAAACAAGCUGUCAAGUCCAUGAUGGCUUUGGCCAGGCCUUCUCUUCUGAGAAGGUCAGCAGUGGCAGCAGCUCUGAUUCAGGAAACUCCUUCACCAGCUGCUUCUCUCGGACUAAGGGAGCAACUUUGGAAGAUCCACACCCAUCUCCACAUACUCGAGCAAAGCAUCAAAGAAGACAGCCAUUGCAAUCUGUUAGACACUCAGAGAAGAAGAAACACAGUCCAGCCUCCAUCCCUUUUUCCAGCUCCCCACAUAGGUCACCUGUCCGGAAUGAGUCCUCCAUCAGCGGAUCAUCGCCAGAGUCCAACCAUUCCCACUCGUUGCAUCACAAGGCAGGACCCAGGUCCUCCCAAAGCCGAUCCUGCUCCUCAGGGACAAGAUCCUAUUCACGUUCCCCCAGCUAUUCAUCCAAGUCAUGCAAGAGAAGUUCCAGAAGUCGGAGCUCAAGAACACGCCGAAGCCCCAGCUAUUCUCGAUACAGUCCUGGCAGGGAUCGUGAACGAGAUCACAGAUAUGGUUCCAGUGGGAAAGAGUCUCACCGGCACUGUGAUCGGCGACGUCGCAAACAGUCUUAUUCCCCCAUGAGGAAACGCAGAAGAGAUUCUCCUAGCCACCUGGAAGCACGGCGCAUAACAAGUGCCCGGAAGCGCCCCAUCCCCUACUAUAGACCCAGCCCUUCCUCCUCCUCAUCCCCUAGCAGCGCAAGCAGCUAUUCCUCUUGGUACAGCAACUUCAGCCACUCUCCCAGCCGCAGUCGCAGCAUCUCCAGCAACAGGACCAGCCGCAGCAGGAGCUGGAGCAGUAGCAGCUGCAACGGCAGCCGUAGCCGUAGCUCAGGGGCAAGGAACAGCCGGCGAAGCUGCAGCAGGAGUUCCGAAUCAGCAGGCAGUUGCAAUAGCAUGCGGCAUUAGCGGCCAUCCUGUACCAGAUGGGCUUUCCUUUUUGCCCCCUGCUCCAAGUCAGACUGAUGGUCAAGAGCAAGACCAAAUGGUAGUUUCCAUAAUGACUGGACACAGAACAUCCUCACCUGGUAACCGAGCGCUUGGGGAGCAUCCCUUUUUCCUUGGAAAGCCAGCCAUGCAGCUGGUGCUUGUCAGUUGUGGACCACUGGACACCCAGCACAAACUAGAUUGCCCUGCGCAUCUCUCCUGCAGGAACUGAAAAUGCCGAAAUCGCACAGUCCAGUCCUUAAAGUUCUCACCAGCUUGCUGCGUCCUCCUCCUCGUAAUUGCACCUCUGCCCUAGUCCCCUCACCACUCAGGAGGUCAUGUGGCAGGCUCCCAAUGCUCCCAAAGAAGGGAAUACUUUGCUGUUCUCAUCUGCUAUGACCCUCUUCUCUGCCCUCUGACUAGCUGCAGCCACAUCCUCAUUCUGUCGCCACCGCCUUCCAAGUGAGUUCCAUGCCAUUAUGGUGGCUGCUCAGCCCCACCUGGGAGGGGGCGUUACUUUAUCUUUCCUAGUAAACCAAACAAUUGCAGAAGUAUUCCUUUGUGGUGAGUGGCCAAGGGACCAAUCAUGACAAACUAGCCAAAUAUUUUUCCUGGUCUCUCCUGGGACAUAUUUCUUGUGUCAAGAGAGCCUCAGCAUCUAACCAAUUGCACACAGUAGAUAAAAACAUGGUUCCUCUCCCUGGAUUGCUUACCUCUGAAGAAAUCCAAGGGCCUAAAUGUGUUAGAGGCCAUUCUGAGUUCUUUCAAAA